AUGACGCAAUCACUCUUCGAGAACUGGCUUAAGGCAGAAGGCAGCCAGGAUGCGAAGUUGGCAAGGCAGAAGAGAAAUGUUGAUCUGAUUGUGGACAACUGCCCUGCCUAUAGCCAUGUCAUCGGACUGAAAUCCAUCACCCUCGAGUUCCCGCCCGCGAACACAACUGCUGUGAUCCAACCAAUGGACCUGGGUGUGAUACAGAACUUGAAGGUGCUCUACCGUCAUCAGCUUCUGCAUCGAAUGCUGAUGUGUGCAGAUAGCAACAAAGACUACAGUGUGAACCUGCUGUCGGCACGUCAUAUCCUCACACAUGCCUAGCAACAAGUGAAAGAGUCAACGGUACAAAACUGCUUCCACCAUGCUGGCUUCAGUAGUCAAGGGGUCAGGAGCAACCCUUCACAGGAUGAAGAAGAAGAUGCCACCGGCGGUGAGGACAGCCUGAAUCAAGUUGUCCCUUGCCCUCUCUUCACAAGACAAGACUACGAGUCUAUUGGUGAAAAUGUGACCUGCCAGGAAGAUACAUUGGUGGAGCUGGUGGCGGAGGUGCAAGCCGUUGAAGAUCAGGAAUCAACGGAUGAGGAUGAAUGUGAUGACCCUGUAAUUCUUCCAGUGUCAGACGGGGCAACAAGAUGAUCUAGCGCUGUUCCAGUGUUCCAGCAAUAUUUUGAACACCAUGGGUUUAGUGAGUACACGGCAAGCCUCUCGGCCAUGCAAUCCCAUUUUGUGAAAAAACAGUUGCAAAAUGCCCAGCAAACCACCAUUACAUCCUUUUUUCAAUAA
Ornithodoros turicata is the source of this 783-nucleotide messenger RNA. RefSeq names its product tigger transposable element-derived protein 6-like. The record is from RefSeq and is a predicted model, not a curated record. Gene Ontology annotation, molecular function: DNA binding. NCBI's taxonomy places the organism in Eukaryota, Metazoa, Arthropoda, Arachnida, Ixodida, Argasidae. Gene Ontology annotation, cellular component: nucleus.